Messenger RNA from Sphaeramia orbicularis (orbiculate cardinalfish), 1373 nucleotides. It is a transcript of the gene emx2, whose product is annotated as empty spiracles homeobox 2. Gene Ontology annotation, biological process: regulation of transcription by RNA polymerase II; central nervous system development; neuron differentiation. The transcript has 3 exons. Gene Ontology annotation, molecular function: DNA-binding transcription factor activity, RNA polymerase II-specific; RNA polymerase II cis-regulatory region sequence-specific DNA binding. Bases 295 to 1038 code for a protein of 247 amino acids. Gene Ontology annotation, cellular component: nucleus. The record is from RefSeq and is a predicted model, not a curated record. Lineage: Eukaryota; Metazoa; Chordata; Actinopteri; Kurtiformes; Apogonidae.
AUUACAGCCUUCAGAGGAAGCUGUUUAUGGGACUGCAGCGCUAAUUAGGCUCAUGAACUAACAAAUCUGCCUGCACGAACCUGGCGAGGAAAACGAUCACAUCCAUGGAUUAGUCUGGGAGUAGCCGAGCACUUUUUAUUUGGGCUUUCUCGACGCUCGCCGCCUUUUCCUCCUCUCAACUUAUUUACUUGCGCAGAAACUUUCUUUUCCCCAUUCUUGGGUGUGGAGUAUUUUUUAAGCGAGAGGCGCCUCCGACAACUUUAACUUAAACUGGGGAACCUGGACUAUCAGAACAUGUUUCAACCUACACCCAAGAGGUGUUUUACUAUAGAGUCUUUAGUGGCCAAGGAUAAUCCGGUACCGGCGUCCCGCUCCGAGGAGCCCAUCAGGCCAGCGGCUCUCAGCUAUGCAAACUCCGGCCAGAUGAACCCCUUCCUCAACGGCUUUCACUCCGGCGGCAGGGGCGUCUACUCUAACCCGGACUUGGUGUUCGCCGAGGCGGUGUCUCAUCCGCCAAACUCCGCCGUCCCCGUGCAUCCCGUGGCCCCGCCGCACGCUUUGGCCGCUCAUCCGCUUUCCUCCUCACACAGUCCGCACCCUCUUUUCGCCAGCCAGCAAAGGGACCCCUCAACGUUCUACCCUUGGUUAUUACACAGAUAUAGAUACUUGGGUCACAGAUUUCAAGGUAAUGAAACGAGUCCGGAGAGCUUCCUUUUGCACAAUGCUCUGGCCAGAAAGCCCAAAAGAAUCCGGACAGCUUUUUCACCUUCGCAACUCCUGCGGCUCGAACACGCGUUUGAGAAAAACCAUUACGUGGUCGGAGCAGAAAGAAAACAGCUCGCCCACAGCCUUAGCCUCACAGAAACUCAGGUAAAAGUGUGGUUUCAGAACCGGAGAACGAAGUUCAAACGGCAGAAGUUGGAGGAGGAGGGCUCGGAGUCUCAGCAGAAGAAGAAAGGAUCGCAUCACAUAAACCGGUGGAGACUGGCGACGAAACAGUCGAGCCCAGAGGAAAUUGAUGUCACUUCGGACGAUUAAAAACACAGACUAUACGCGUCCGAGUGAGGGAGGACAUGGAUAAAGGAUGCCGUGUAGAGACAGUGAGAGGGUAAAAAGCCAAUGUCACAUUUCAGAUCUCCGGAGAUCGGCAGCUGAGGGUGAGAGAAACCCGGCUGGUGGCCCUGCUGUCACCGGUCUGUCAAUCCAAAUGACCCAGGAAAAUGGGACUGACAGAGCCUCAGUCCACCCACCUGAACCCUUCCACGCACCAACCACCACCACUACAAACCCCAUCUACCACCACCUGAUUUUAUUUGUUUCUCCAAUUCACAUUGGACGUUUGCACUUCAGAAGUUUUUUUUUUUUUUUUUUUU